GGGGGGAAGGUGGAGGUUGGCAGCACGUCGUGCCGGCACUGACGGGGAGAACGGCGGCGGAGGAGACGCGCACGGGGCGGCCCGAGCCGGUGUCUCGGCGGUGGCGGUGGCAGGAUGAUAGGAAUGGAGACUGAAACAGCGAGAGACAAAGCCAUAAAAGAGGAAAGCACUGAACAGAAAAAGGAGAGGGAGAAGAAGAAGAGGUCAAGGGUUAAACAGGUGCUGGCAGAUAUAGCCAAGCAAGUGGAUUUCUGGUUUGGGGAUGUAAAUCUCCACAAAGACCGAUUUCUCCGAGAACAAAUAGAGAAGUCCAGAGAUGGGUAUGUUGACAUAUCACUACUUGUUUCUUUCAACAAAAUGAAAAAAUUAACUACUGAUAGGAAGCUGAUUGCUCGGGCAGUUAAAAACUCUUCUGUUGUAGAGCUGGACUUGGAAGGAACCAGAAUCAGAAGACGCCAACCACUGGGUGAGAAGCCAAAGGAUGUGGACAGUCGGACUGUCUAUGUGGAACUGCUUCCCAAAAAUGUCAAUCACAGUUGGAUUGAGAGGGUGUUUGGGAAGUGUGGCAACGUGGUUUAUGUCAGCAUACCCCGGUACAAAAGUACUGGUGAUCCAAAGGGCUUUGCUUUUGUGGAAUUUGAAACUAAAGAGCAAGCAGAGAAAGCUAUUGAGUUUUUGAAUAAUCCACCAGAAGAAGCACCACGGAAACCUGGGAUUUUCCCCAAAACAGUGAAGAAUAAGCCUGUUCCUACACUGAACACAAGUAACGGCACUGUAGUGGAGGAGAAGAAAAAAAAGAAGAAAAAGAAGUCCAAAGUGAAGAAAGAGAGCAAUGCCCAGGCAGCUGCAGAGCCAAAGGAAUCAAACACCAACACUACUAUGGAGCCAACACCCAAAUCAAAAAGACACAGGACUACAUCUGAGUGUUCUGAAAUGGAGGGAACUGAGACUCCAAAGCAGCCCUCCAAGAGGGAGAAAAGGAAAUGGGACAAAACAGAAAACUCCGAGGUAACUUGUGAAAGCAGGCCUGGGAAGAGAAAAAGAACCAGCUCAGCAGAUGGGGAGACAUCGGCUCCAAAAGUCAAGAAAACCGCUGAAAAGGAGGAAGCUGAAACAGUGAAAGAGGAAACUACAGAAGCUCCAAAGAACUCCAAUGGUAAAGAAGUUUCUGCAGAAGAGGACAAGGAUAAAAAAGACACAUCUCUUUCCAAAGCUAAAAGGAAACACAAGAAGAAACACAAGGAAAGGCACAAAAUGGGGGAAGAAGUCAUCCCACUCCGGGUCCUGUCCAAGGCCGAGUGGAUGGGUUUGAAGCAAGAAUAUUUGGCCCUGCAGAAAGCCAGUAUGGCCUCCUUAAAGAAAACCAUGACUCAAAUCAAACUUGAGCCCGCGGGAGAGAUGGAAACAGAGUCCUGUGCACAGAAAUCCGAAAACCACAAAACCACCAGUGCCGAUUGUGCCCCUCCAGCCAAGGCCAACACAAUGGGGCCUCAGUUCGUUAGCGGAGUAAUUGUGAAGAUCAUCAGCACCGAGCCCCUGCCGGGCAGGAAGCACAUCAAGGAUGCUCUGGCAGUGCUGGCUGAGGUGGCUUAUGUUGACAUGCUGGAGGGAGACACCGAGUGCCACGUCCGCUUCAAGACUCCCGAGGAUGCACAGACUGUCCUGAAGUCACACAAAGAAAUCCAGAUCAAAAACAACUGCAAAUUCGAAAUUCUCACUGGUGACAAUGAACAGCGUUACUGGCAGAAGAUUUUGGUGGACAGACAAGCUAAGCUGAACCAGCCUCGAGAAAAGAAGAGGGGGACUGAGAAGUUGAUUGCCAAGGCUGAGAAGAUGAGACUGGAGAAGACUCAACAGACGAGCAAACACAUUCGCUUCACUGAUGGCAACUAACCAGGCCCGAUGAUCUUCAGGUGUGAACUGUAGGUAUUCCAAACCAACCUACCAAAACCAGCCCCCACAGCCACCACUGCUUACAGCAACUAAACCCAGGAGCCACAACUCUGCAAGACUGCAAGAGUGGAAAUGGCUCUGAACUCUGUUUGGAAUAGGCAGAAUGUUUGCUGCUUCUGAGCCUUUAGGUUAAGCUCUCUGGAAAAUGUGUAUUACAAGAUUUUGCUUUAGUUCACUUUUGGGGUUGGUUUUUUUUUGUUCUUUUUUUUUUUUUUUUUUUUUUGGAUUAUAUUUUUUUGUAUGUUGUUUUGUACACUAGGUUAUAAAAUAAAAUGCUGGAGAAAAUUUCUGUUGUGUAU
This is a messenger RNA of Myiozetetes cayanensis, 2252 nucleotides long. RefSeq names its product La ribonucleoprotein 7, transcriptional regulator (gene LARP7). Gene Ontology annotation, cellular component: nucleus. The coding region runs from base 115 to 1893 and encodes 592 amino acids. The record is from RefSeq and is a predicted model, not a curated record. Gene Ontology annotation, biological process: RNA processing. The transcript is spliced from 13 exons. NCBI's taxonomy places the organism in Eukaryota, Metazoa, Chordata, Aves, Passeriformes, Tyrannidae. Gene Ontology annotation, molecular function: mRNA binding.